This is a messenger RNA of Cottoperca gobio, 353 nucleotides long. Its product is annotated as AT-rich interactive domain-containing protein 2-like. The coding region runs from base 21 to 353 and encodes 110 amino acids. Gene Ontology annotation, cellular component: SWI/SNF superfamily-type complex. The transcript is spliced from 4 exons. Gene Ontology annotation, molecular function: DNA binding. Lineage: Eukaryota; Metazoa; Chordata; Actinopteri; Perciformes; Bovichtidae. The record is from RefSeq and is a predicted model, not a curated record.
CGUUUUUGCAUGCAAAAACAAUGGCAAAUUCGACGGGGAAAAAUCUACUAGAUCAGCGAAGGAAAGGACAGGCUUUCCUGGACGAGCUGCGGCAAUUUCACCAAAGCAGAGGAUCGCCGUUCAGAAAGAUUCCUAUCGUGGGUGGGAAAGAGCUGGACCUGAAUGCUCUCUACAUCAGAGUCGUCUCUUUAGGAGGAUUUGCUAAGGUCUCUGAUAAAAACCAGUGGAUUGAACUUGGAGAAGAGUUUAACUUUCCAAGGAUACAAUAUGUUCCUAACAAUGAGGUGAGUCCAUCCCAAUAUUUGAACAUGAUGUCGGGCCGCCAGAAGAUGGAGCCACUUUCCAGCAAAUGA